Molecule: messenger RNA, 2457 nt
Organism: Rhizoctonia solani
Lineage: Eukaryota; Fungi; Basidiomycota; Agaricomycetes; Cantharellales; Ceratobasidiaceae
Product: arrestin
Exons: 7
Coding region: 1-2457 (818 amino acids)
Biological process (GO): ubiquitin-dependent endocytosis
Cellular component (GO): cytosol; plasma membrane; cytoplasm
Molecular function (GO): protein-macromolecule adaptor activity; ubiquitin protein ligase binding
Source: RefSeq, a predicted model, not a curated record
AUGCCGUUCCUCUCGCGUGAAGCUAUUCCCUCCCGACCCCAUUCUCCCUCGCCUAUAUCUGCUGCCCCUCCCUUGCACGAUCUCCCGGGCUACCAGUAUAACCCGAUGCCAUUUUCAUCCCAGUUAAAUCUUCCCGAAAAUGGGUCUCAUCCGUUCGAGCAUCCUACCACUGUCCCUCCUUCGCCAUACGAGGCUCCGGCAGCCGCACACUCCCCGGCACCACUGGAGAUCGUUCUCCCCAAUGACGAGGUCGUCUUUCGGGGCGUCGGACAAGAUGUCGAGAGUACCUUGUUGACCGGCCACCUAGUUCUCAAUCUUACCGAGGCCACCAAUAUCCGUGAAAUCACGCUACAGCUCACCGGAAAGGUUAGACUUCAGGUGCAUGACUCGUCCCAUGCACGUCAAGGACACCACAGCCAUAUUAUCUACACUCAUGACUGGUCCUUCCUAGAGGGAGAACGUAAUCACAAGCAUACGAUCAAAGCCGGGCAGCAUGUCUUUCCAUUCCAGGUUCAGCUUCCUAAUACGCUCCCGGUCUCAAGUCGCACCUACCCGGGAUCGGCAUCUAUUGCAUACAAGCUACGGGCCACCGCUGUCCGUUCUGCGUUCUCUGCCAACUUCCAUGCAUUCCGUUCUCUGCACGUCAUGCGUUCGUUUUCGCCAGAAGCGAUAGAAUACAAUCAGACGCUCGAGAUCGAGAACACCUGGCCGGGGAAGAUUAUGUACUCGUUCGUUGUUCCUCACAAGGCAUUUGCGGCCGGUGAUGAUAUUCCCAUUCUCGUCAAGUUCCAACCGAUGGCCAAGGGUGUAUCCGUACAAAGCAUGUCACAACUAUUAAAGAAUAUACAUCGGUUCGCUGGCGCGGAGUCCAACACCAAGAGACACGGACCGUCUCGAGCGCGCGGCACGCCCAUCACUAUCAUCAACAUCACCCCUCCGCAGUCGUUCGGGAAGCCAUAUGAACAUGUUCAGCAGCGGGCACGGCCGGAGCACUACAAACGCAUCGACCAGCACCGUGGCGUCGCAAUGGCAGCUGGAAUCGCCUCGGCAGCUCACUCGGCCUCGGGAUCGUCAGAGGGACACGAUACGCAGCCCGUCGCGUCCACGUCGCGACUGACCGACAGCCCAGUCGAUGAAACUACUGAAGAGACGGGGGACGAAGAAGUCGACACCUCGCUGCAUAUUACGCUACCUGGCUCGACCUCGCCGUCUUCGACGAUAGAGCCAAUUUUGAGCUUGUACAAGGUUAAGUUUUCGGUCAUCAUCUCCAAUCUGGAUGGGCAUACCUCGGAGUUGCGAUGUGCUUUGCCUAUUCAUGUCAUGGACCCACGGUUGGCGGAGGAAGUGCGAUUGGCUACCAACGCUACCCACCAUCUCCUGUUUGGAUCUGAAAAUACCGAACAGUCACAAAACAUCGAUUUACCCAGCUACCAAGCACACGUUUUGGAUCGCAUUGCAAUAGCAGAUGUGUCGCAGCCCACACGAACAGUUUCAAACCCCCUCUCGCGAACCAACUCCUCGGCCAACCUUGCUGCGAUGGCGUCGGCCCAUUCACACGGCCAUUCCAACACUGGGGGCUACUUCAAUUCGCGCGGCGGUACCACCCCAGGGGCAAGUAUUCCAAAUUCGCCCGGGCCCGCUGUCCCCCUCGACGCCGUGGACUCUGAGCUUAUACUCUCGCUGGGAGCUCAUCCCAGUGGCCCAUCGAGCUCUUCGAACACGCCCCCCGAAUCUCGUAGGGAUAGCCGCGCGGGCAGUCGGGUCCACAGUCGUGCGGGAAGUCGAACCGGUAGUCGGGCAAACAGCCGAGCGAACAGCCCUGAGCGCGGACAACAUAGUCAUGGUCAUGGACAUGGACAUGGGGGUGUCGAUGGACACAAACUCGCCGGAGCGCUCCACUCGAACCGAUCUGGGUUCUUCCACCUCCCGUCCUCGAUGAAGCCAUUCACCCCCUUCACCAAGGCGCGCAACACCUUUUCCUUGCACCAUUCAAACAGCCACUCGAGCCAUCACGCUACAACCCCCGGAAGCGCUUCUGGAACACACACACCUGCCAGUUGCCAUGCAAAUGCAAGCGGCCAUCACACACCUGAGGAAGGCGCGGGAUCGAACGCGGAUGUGAACCCACUCAGUCGCGUACCGGAUUAUGCCAUCGCGUCUCGCGGGUUCUUGGGAGGAGGGGUGACACCAUUGUCACGGGACCUGCCGUCAUACGACCAAGCUCAGCAACAGCAGCAACAACAAGUCACAACCUCGGCUUCCACUGGGGAUUUGGCCGCCUUGGCGCACAGCAGCGCCCCCCAGGAACGCGACCAUGCUGCGGGCCCGAGCGCCGAACACGGGCGUCCCGAUAUGGGAGGCCGCCGAUCAACCACUGAUUUGAUAUUCAUGCGCUCUGGGCAUUCUCUUGCCAUGCAACCUACCCCGAUCCAGAGCGGCACCCAACCCGUUCGGUGA